GCCAUGAUGGGCGCGCUUCAAUUGAUCCUCUUACUGUUGGCAUCGUCACGCUAUCUCGUACAGCCCAUCGAUGGUGCUAUUCGCGGUGAGAAGCCGACCAGUGACGAGGAGACGCAGAAUCGGAAUAAUGUCCUUUCUUCGGUAACUGCAUCUGUCAAGGAUGUCCUGGCGCAGACUGGCGGCAACGCUAUGCUACCCUGUAGAUUCACUGGUCCUGGAAUAGUAACUUGGAUCAGAAGAAAGGACAGACAACUUUUGACAGUGGGUAGAGGCACUCAUGCAAUCGACACGCGAUUCGUGGUCGUCUCCAAUAGUCCAGAUUGGAAUUUGUUAAUCAAGAAUGUUAAACACGACGAUGCUGGCCUUUACGAGUGCCAGAUACAAACGGAGCCAGUUCAGCAACGAUUCAUUCGCCUGAGUAUCACAGAGGCGUACUCGUUAAUUCCCGGAGGACCGGACCUUCACGUUAAGCAAGGGUCCAGCCUCCGACUGGAGUGUCAACUGAUGGCAUCCACAGAGGCGCCCAGCUUCAUUUUCUGGUAUCGCGAGGGUCGCAUGAUCAACUACGACGACGAGCCGGGGGUUCGAGUAGAGGCGACGAAAAACGGCUCGAUUCUCGUGGUCGACAAAGUGAAACGCUCCCACGGUGCCAAUUACACUUGUUCGCCGAGCAACGCCAAGCCAGCGUAUAUCAUGAUCCACGUGAUCGAAGAAGAGGAAAAACCGGCGGCCAUGCACGGCGGUGAUCGGCGAAACGCUACGUCGAAAGCGUCCACCAACAUCACGUUGAUUUUUCUCACUUUUCUCGGUUUACGGAUCUCGAAUCGACUUUAUUCUAGGCAAGCCUCCGUCACGUGACCAGCCCACCGUGUCGACUUUCUCAUCGAAUUAAUACCCACGGAAUUCCGAAUAAUUUCCACUCGACUCUCCUUUCUCUCUCUCCGCCUUCCCUUUUGCAACCGUACACACCUGAUCUGUAUUUACCUAACAUCGCCGGUUAGGUAAUUCGCU
Habropoda laboriosa is the source of this 1011-nucleotide messenger RNA. Its product is annotated as neural cell adhesion molecule 2-like. Gene Ontology annotation, cellular component: neuron projection membrane. NCBI's taxonomy places the organism in Eukaryota, Metazoa, Arthropoda, Insecta, Hymenoptera, Apidae. The transcript is spliced from 5 exons. Gene Ontology annotation, biological process: synapse organization. The coding region runs from base 4 to 858 and encodes 284 amino acids. The record is from RefSeq and is a predicted model, not a curated record.